This is a messenger RNA of Sinocyclocheilus grahami, 627 nucleotides long. RefSeq names its product CUB and sushi domain-containing protein 1-like. NCBI's taxonomy places the organism in Eukaryota, Metazoa, Chordata, Actinopteri, Cypriniformes, Cyprinidae. The transcript has 5 exons. The coding region runs from base 1 to 627 and encodes 208 amino acids. The record is from RefSeq and is a predicted model, not a curated record. Gene Ontology annotation, molecular function: serine-type endopeptidase activity.
AUGCAAAACCACAUGGCAUGUAAGACUGCUUUGGACCCCUAUGUUGCAUCAGCAAGUGCGCAUCACAAAGGAAAACACGCUGAGAGAAGAGUUCUGCCAAGUCACACCUGUGGAAAUCCAGGGUUGAUACCGAGAGGGAUUAUCCAUGGGACCAGGUACAACGUCGGAGACAAGAUCCGCUAUAGUUGUGUGAUGGGAUACGUUUUGGAGGGGCAUGCAUUGCUCACGUGCAUAGUGAGCCCAGGAAGUGGUGCAUCAUGGGAUUUCCCAGCACCAUUUUGUAGAGCUGAAGGAUCAUGUGGUGGGACGUUAAGAGGAACAACAGGGACAAUAUCAAGUCCCCACUUUCCUUCAGAGUAUGACAACAAUGCUGACUGCACGUGGAGUAUUCUGGCCGAGCCGGGAGACACCAUUGCCCUAGUCUUCACAGACUUCCAGCUAGAAGAUAGAUAUGACUUUCUAGAGAUCAGUGGCACAGAAGCACCGUCAAUAUGGCUGACUGGAAUGAAUUUGCCAUCCCCUGUCAUCAGUAGCAAGAAUUGGCUGCGGCUUCACUUCACGUCUGACAGCAACCAUCGGAGGAAAGGAUUUAGUGCCCAGUAUCAAGGUAAGGGCCAUGAGGUCUAG